Peromyscus maniculatus bairdii (prairie deer mouse) is the source of this 8177-nucleotide messenger RNA. It is a transcript of the gene Sorbs2, whose product is annotated as sorbin and SH3 domain containing 2. Gene Ontology annotation, biological process: Notch signaling pathway. Gene Ontology annotation, molecular function: protein binding. Gene Ontology annotation, cellular component: dendrite; plasma membrane; neuronal cell body. NCBI's taxonomy places the organism in Eukaryota, Metazoa, Chordata, Mammalia, Rodentia, Cricetidae. The record is from RefSeq and is a predicted model, not a curated record.
AUUAACAAGCUGUGUCGUGCGCUGCACAUGAUCAGCCAUGCUUGCUAAGUCUGUCUGUUGGCUGUUGCUAUGGCUACGGAAAGCCAAUGGAACCCAAUGAGCUGUCGCCGCCGCAGCGCUGAGAGGACCAGCCAUUUUACUUAUGGAAAGCACUGUGUGGCGUCGAGCUUCGCGGUGGAAGAAGCAUUUAUUUCUUUGAAUCUUUUGAGAGGGGAGAGCCACAAUGGGCAUGCUAGCGCACAAUCAUUGCAGCCACGUGUGCCUGCGAGCUGCCCCUGCGACAAGCUGUUGACUGCUGUUGCAAUUAGCUGAUUGGAGCGCGGGGAAUGCAGGGUGAUAAUGCUGCGUAUCCGCUCGCGGGCAGCAGGAAAGGGUUUUGUCUCUGGGAAGGCGAGCCUUCCCCGCACAGUUAUCUCAGCAGCUCCCCAGCUGAGAGAACUGGGGCUCUGAAGAGAGGGUGUCGCCCUCUGCUAGCACGGAUCCUGAGCGAGGCUGCUGCUGCUGCUGCUGCUGAGGAGCCGCGGGUCUGGGAAAGCAGGUGUGUGCUCGGAUGGGCACUGGGCUGGAACGCAGGCGGACGCUCUCGGGUUCACCUGCUUCCUGUGAACAGACUGUUAGCUCAGAGCAUCUGCUCCAGCACGCUGACGCUGAGAAAGGGGCUCCGGGCAUCCCACUUGACUGACGGAGACGCUUGGAGUGGACUUAAUCUUAAACCUCUGGAGGUCAAGACCUUUUAAAAAGGGCUACAUAAACAAUCUCUACACGGAAAAGGCCCCUGACUUGCGCUUCCUCUGUUGGAGCAACUGUGAAGUUCAGCCUCUUCAAGGAAAACUGAGGACUUUAAUAACAAGCCUUUCAAGGUGAAAAUGAAUACAGAUAGCGGUGGGUGUGCUCGCAAACGUGCCGCCAUGUCUGUUACGUUAACAUCUGUGAAGAGAGUUCAAAGUUCUCCAAACCUAUUGGCUGCAGGGCGUGAUUCUCAGUCUCCAGACUCAGCGUGGAGCUCUUACAAUGAUCGAAAUCCAGAGACACUGAAUGGAGAUGCCACAUAUUCCUCUCUUGCAGCAAAAGGUUUUAGAAGCGUCCGCCCAAACCUGCAAGACAAAAAAUCACCAACCCAGGCACCUCUUCCACCAGGCAGGAAAGAGAGCUUUUGUCAGUCCUUGAUAACCAAUCAAACAAAGGGUGACAUUUUAGACUCAUUAGUAACUAACACAGAAAGUCCAUGGUGCACCGAGAGCUUUACUAACUUUAAACCUCUCCAGGGAGCUAUGCCUUCUAGUGAAGAUUCUAACCAGACAAUAGUGUAUUCUGAGGAAUCCAACACAACUCUGUCAUACACACAAAAAAUCACUAAUCCACUACCAGCAGUCUCCGGCUCCAGUCCUGCACCAUUUGGAGACAUUAACACCCCAUUUCUACAAGAGGACUACACGCGAGAUUCUCGAAGAAUUUCUACCUUAAAACUAACCCCUAACCAGGACCUAGGGAGUAGUUCCCCAUUUAAAACACCACAGUUUUCCCAAUCCACUGACAUUCCAUCAUGUCUGAAAAGGUCUUGCUCACCAACCCCUAAGCCAGGACCUAACACACACACAGCAUCUCUUUCCAUUCAGAUAGCUCCCCAUUCAGGACAUGAUCUUGAAAGCCACCAACAGAUCCCUGAACGGCCUCCAGAGCCUGAAAAGAUACCUCUUCAGCAAGAGAGACAAACGUCUGCAGAUGCCGAGACCUGUCAGUCCCCAGCGAGCCAGAUAACCAUCAAUGGCAACUCUGGUGGCGCUGUGAGUCCAGUGAGUUACUAUCAAAGGCCGUUUUCCCCUUCCGCAUACUCCCUUCCAGCCUCACUCCACUCCAGCAUUAUCAUGCAGCAUGGCAGAUCGCUGGAUUCUGCAGAGGCAUAUUCCCAGCAUGCCCAGUCUCUGGAUGGCACCAUGGGAGGCUCCAUCCCACUCUACAGAUCCUCAGAGGAAGAGAAGAGGGUAACAGUGAUCAAAGCCCCUCAUUACCCGGGAAUCGGCCCUGUGGACGAGUCCGGCAUCCCCACGGCCAUUAGGACGACAGUGGACCGGCCAAAGGACUGGUACAAGACAAUGUUCAAACAAAUUCACAUGGUACACAAGCCGGAUGAGGACUCAGACAUGUAUAAUACUCCUUAUACAUACAAUGCAGGUCUGUACAACUCACCCUACAAUGCUCAGUCUCACCCUGCUGCGAAGACCCAGACCUACAGACCUCUUUCCAAAAGCCACUCAGACAAUGGCACAGAUGCUUUUAAGGAGGCGCCCUCCCCAGUGGCUCCCCCACAUGUUCCACCACGACCAAGAGAUCAGUCUUCAACAGAAAAGCAUGACUGGGACCCUCCAGACAGAAAGGUGGACACCAGAAAAUUCCGAUCGGAACCAAGGAGUAUUUUUGAAUAUGAGCCUGGGAAGUCGUCCAUUCUGCAGCAUGAAAGACCCCCCCCUCUCCCAACAACUCCGACACCUGUUCCCCGGGAACCCAGCCGGAAACCUCUCUCGGUGUCGCCCUCAACAGAUGGCCUGCGUAGCCCUUCCCCUCCGCCCCGGAGCUGUGUCCCCGCACCCCGUCAGAGUCCGAGCGCCCCAGCUCUCUCUCCCACCCGGACUGGUCGCAUAAAUCCAGAUGACAUAGAUUUAGAAAAUGAGCCCUGGUAUAAAUUCUUUUCAGAACUGGAGUUUGGACGUCCGCCUCCUAAAAAGGCUCUGGAUUAUGUUCAAGAUCAUUCUUCCGGUGUUUCCAAUGAGGCCUCCAUCUACCAGCCCUCCAUUGACAGAAGCCUGGAAAGGCCCAGUAGCUCUGCAAGCAUGGCUGGUGACUUCCGGAAACGGAGGAAGAGCGAGCCUGCAGUGGGCCCACCCAGAGGCUUGGGGGAACAGAGUGUGAGCAGGGCCAGCCCUGGCCGGGCAGACCUCCCAGGAUCGAACUCCACAUUUACGAAGUCUUUCAUUAGUUCCUCUCCUUCCUCUCCCUCAAGAGCCCAAGACCAUGAGUCCCCUAGAAGUUACUCAUCUACUUUGACUGACUUGGGAAGAAGUCUAUCACGGGAACGAAGAGGAACUCCAGAAAAAGAGAAAUUGCCUGCAAAAGCUGUCUAUGAUUUCAAAGCUCAGACAUCUAAGGAGCUAUCAUUUGGGAAAGGAGAUACGGUCUACAUCCUCAGGAAAAUUGACCAGAACUGGUAUGAGGGGGAGCACCAUGGAAGAGUGGGCAUUUUUCCAAUCUCCUACGUAGAGAAGCUAACACCUCCAGAAAAAGCGCAGCCUGCCAGACCACCGCCCCCAGUCCAACCUGGAGAGAUUGGAGAAGCCAUAGCCAAAUACAACUUCAAUGCGGACACAAACGUGGAACUCUCUCUGCGAAAGGGCGAUAGGAUUAUUCUUCUUAAAAGAGUUGAUCAAAACUGGUAUGAAGGGAAAAUCCCAGGAAGCAACAGGCAAGGCAUCUUCCCAGUUUCCUAUGUAGAAGUCAUCAAGAAGAAUGCAAAAGGUGCCGAAGACUACCCCGACCCUCCUCUACCCCACAGCUACUCUAGUGAUAGAAUUCACAGCCUAAGUUCCAACAAGCUGGCUUCCAGUGAACAGUCCUGUCUUCCUAUGUGCAAUGCUCUGCCCGGCACAGAGAAAGAAGCCCUCCAGGGGACUGGCCAAGAGUGCCUAUCUCUCACAGACUGGUGUCCACCAGCAAACCCAUUGGCCCCGACACCAUCCUCUUCCCUUGACAACUUCUUGGUUGAAUUAGAGAAGUUCAGUGCUUUAACCUUACCAUCUGACCAGGCCAAAGCGAACACCCUAAACCAGGUCAUCCUUGAAAUUAAGGAGGAGCCCUCUCAUCUCCCCCUCUCACUGCCUCCAGCAUCUCUACCAGUCAAAUCACCUCGCUGUCUGUUACCGUCUCCUCACUCAAAUACCAACUCAGCUGGGGCCCAGAAUGAUCAUACGGUGUCUCUUCAGAAUCCCACAACGGACACUCAAAGCAAAUUUAUAGAUUUGAAUAAAAAGAGAAGGGGCUUUUCAAACCCUACCAAAAUCCUUGAAGUCUUAGGCGAUAAAUUUGUGGCCUCUGCGUGCACCAACGUGGGUGCCUUGCCUAUAACUCUUCCUGCCAUUGGAGAGGAAGAUGAGGAAAUCUGUAAGGGGCUUGAAUACCAAAGAUGGCUGCCAAGAUCUCAAGAGCAAGAUACCAUGUGGUAUGACCACAAGAGUGCAGAGGUGACACCACAACUAUACAUCAAGGAAGAAGAAGAAGAGGAGGACUAUGACUGCUUAAAACAUUCACUAGGCAUUCGCACACAUCCUAGGAUUCCCAAGGAAGACAUCAAUGCAGCAAAACCCAGUAAUGAGCCAUCUUCAUUUGCUUCGGGAGAUCGAACUGCUUCGUCUUUCCCCAGCUGUCCAUUUCCCUCCCCUCCGUUUCAUUCUCCUAUGGCCUCUGUCUCUGACCUGGCCUGUGAGCUCUUUCAGCCCACCCAGGCCUCCUCACCUCCUCUCCUCCCCAAAUACCCUCAUCAGCAGGAGAUAAGUUCAUCAAAAUCCAAGGCUGAUUUAAAAAGCAAGACAUUUGUCCUGGGUAAGCCGCCUCGUAGCCCAGUGAUGUCUAAGCGGUCCUGCAGUUCACCUGACAGCAGUUCCCACAGGGUAGGGUCGGACACCCCCACCUGCCGCAGUCAUCCUGGCCGCCCUGGCUCUUCCUUAGGUGCCUGUGCUGUGAUUGGGCAGUAAAGUGAGGCUGGGGAGGAGUCCCUUGAGAUGUAACGGCCAGUAGUUGAGGAGCUACAGGCUGUGUGCUUUCCCUGUUGUAUGUGUCAAGUUUCUCAAAUCCAAAACGAUGCUAUCAAAUGCUUCCCUACGCAAACCGGAGCGCCGUGUGUGUGUGUUUUCUACAUCUGUCUCCUUCCCAUCUUCAAUUGCUGCUCUCCAGUCAUUGUUCUGAGUAUGGAGAACUAAAUUAAGUGUUGCCCGUUGUCUACCGAGCUCACCUGCUUCCAGUCCUGUCAGCUCCAGUGUCUCUCGGUUGCUAUGGAUGUAUUUUCAACUGUGGGCCAUUUCCUAAUAGUCUGUUGCUCGGGAGAUACAUGCCGCGUUCUCUCCACGCUGCCCUCUGUAAUGCUGCUGCUCUCUGGAGCCGGUGUGCUCCCAAUUCCCUCACAACUUUGAUUGAGCUUGGAGGUCCGUGGCCUCCCCUCUAACUAUUCAAUUCUGUAACAUCUGCAGAACUUGAGAACCGAUGGAUUCUAAACGGCACCCUGAGCUCUGGGGAAGGCAGCCAAGGAAUCUGGGGAUUUCCACCUACGCAUACCUCGGGGCUCCUUUCGCCGUGUCUAAGUUAAUGGACCCUGAUUUAGCUUUGGCUGGCCGGCCGGCCUCACAGCUAUGCUCCGCAUUUCGAGUUCUCUGGGCUUAAUUUUUAGCGUUCUUUUUUCCAUUUCAUACGUGCAAAUAGCGUUUUCUGUGUAAGGCGUUUUGUGUGUUGCUCUGUGUAGCCAGACCUACUUUUAUUGUUGAAGACGACUUGUAUUGCCAUAGGCAGAGGGAAGUGUCAGCUUGUUGUAGAUAUCCUUAAGUCUCUACUGAACAGCCUACUAGAGCUAACACAUAUACUUGGGGGUGGAAGGAAGAGAGAGAACAGACAGGGACAGACAAAGAGUGAGUCAGUUCUACAAAAAUUGAUAGCUGUCAUCCGUAAGUUCCCAGGGGUAAGAUGACAUGCUUUGAGUCACCUGAGGUUUUUCCCUUGCCCAUCUUUCCAUCUUAUAAAUUUGUGUCUUAGAUUCAAUAUGUUUGAGGACCAAAAGAUUCUCUUUUCUUUUGAUUUAUGCAGAGUGUGUUUCACCUUCGUAAUCUAAGAGGGAAAAUAGCCAAUAAGCAUAAGAAUGGGAUUGUUAGUUACCGGAGUGACAGCCAGCUAGUUCUGGCUAAUAUGUUCUACAGCUAGCAUUUUCUGAGAAAGAAUGGCUUGGGACCCAAGAGCUAUUUUUAACGCUUGCGAAGUUCUUCCACAUUUGUUUUUAAAGUAACAGCACAUACUUUUUAAGGAAUUCUCUAACAUAUAGCUAAUUCUCCUGGGAUAGGUUGAGAGAAGUAUAAAUAAAAACUUGACUUUUAAACUUCCAUCUGCAAUAGUGUAUGUGGUCUACUGAUCCCAGAUUCUAGGAUAGGUUUCAAACCAGCGUCAUUGUAAGCAGGGGUUUAUGAUUGUUCCUGGCUGUGAAAAACAGCAUGUGUUUAAAACCUGCCUCUUUUGUAUGCAUUUUUACAUUGUAUCCAUUUUUACAAACAUUUUUUAAAAAAGAAAAAUCAAAGGAUGUCGUAUGUACUUAUGAAAAAAAUUUUAAUGAAACUGUUGUUUUCAUACAGUUAAUACCCACAGUGACACUAAAAAUAGAAAAAAUAAAAAGUUAAAUGAUUAGGGUGCCAUGAAAAUAGCAUGUAUCAUUGGAUUUUCAAAUUUUUCUUGAACUCUAAAGCCUCACGGAAUAAUAUAAUCAAAGUAUAAUUCUUGCUCAAAUUGCCCUGUGUGGUAAUGGCAACCUGUUAACUUGAGAGUCGACGUCUCAGACUCACAGUCUGUGUAAGCCUCUCCACAUGCGCUAAGUGUAUAUCGUUCUGUAUUUACCUUAGCAGUGCUGAGGCGUUAUGCAUGAUAGAAACGCCUGAGCCGUUAAAAUAGAAAUGAACGCGGGCCGUAAACACCGAUGCCAGCAAGUCAUUUCUUCUCGAGAACUGAAAAUGCAGGAAAUGGGAGAGAUCAUGGUAGGAAAAACAGAUCAAUAUCUACCCUGUGGGCUUCAGAAUAUCCUUUCACAAUUAAUCAACACUGAAGGAAUUUGACCCACUUCAACCAAAGGCAAAGAACAACUUUUAACGUGUUAUUACCACUGCUUGCCAUUAGGUGGCAAUAGAGGGCAGACACAGUAGCAAAGAGCAUUCGGAAGCACUUUGCUUGAAUACCCACGGGACACACGAACAACAUCCGUACUAAGAACAAAACACAGGCGCUGACCUUAACCAAAUUAGUCCAUCUAGUCCGUCAUAAUACUUCGCUCAACAUGGGGCUAGUUAAUAUUGUCCUUCCAUCCCUUUUUAACAUUUAUUUGCCGUAGUAAACCACCCGAUGUCUUCAGGUUUAGAGCUUAACUAACAAAAAGCGAGGGUGAAUUAUCUAUCGCCACUGUGGUUUUCACAUGACGAGGCUAUAUUAGCUAAUUUUCUGUAUAAGGUUGAGGACAGAACUCUUUCCAUGGCAAAGGGAAGCUGUCAGGUGAAAUAUCUAUUGCUUUAUGGGCCCCAUGAGGGGGCAAGAUUCACCCUCAUCAUGUCUCACCCACUGAUCUUAGGAUGAGGAAUCUGAGCUGAAGGUCCACAGGCUGAUAGCAGACAGAUGCCCAUUCCUAAGUGACCAUUAACGCUACCGUUCAUCUAGCGGCCAAGACUUUGUAAACGAUAUCAACUCCAAUACUGCAACUAGACGACUUUUUGCAGAAGCAGGCCACUAGUUAUUAGUUCAUCUGAAGAUGAUUCGUGUUAAAGAAAGGCUUUGAGAUGUUUUCAAAAGUCACGCUCUUAUGAGGUAUACAACUUCUCUGUAGUAAAAGGGUUCUAUUCUGGGCUGAGGAUGUGAAUACUGUGGGGGAAACUGAUGGUUCAGGAGGGAAAAAGGAGGGGCCAAGGUUUGGAGGGUGUGAAGCAAGGGAAAAGACAUGUUUUGAAAGAUGAUUAAAAGCCAGGAAAUUUCUGGCUCACACCCACAGGAAUUAAGUGACCCCCACACUUAGAGAUACACCCCAGCUUCCCUGUCAAAGAGACAAUUCAUUUAAAUAAUUUUGGAAGCUGGAAAAUCAAAGGUACUGAGCAAGUAAGAGUCUAAUGUUGAUACUAAAUAAUGGACUGUAGCCUUCAAAUUAUAGAUCGCUUUAAGUUAACCAACAGAUUGAUUUAAAGUGGUAUUCAAUUGUUAACUUAGGGAAUUAGAAAGGGACUGGAAAUAUAAUACAUACAUAUGGAUGGCUUACACUUGCUUCUUCAUAUAUUUAAAUUGAUUAAUAAUCUCUUUAAUUACAAAUCUCAAAAAAUGUCUAGAGAAUGGUUUGGUCUUCAUUUUUUUUUUUAGACAGGCAUUUCCUAUGUAACCCUUGUAGGCUGGCCUUGAACUCACUA